This is a messenger RNA of Caenorhabditis remanei, 1665 nucleotides long. RefSeq lists its product as uncharacterized. Gene Ontology annotation, biological process: nuclear mRNA surveillance; nuclear polyadenylation-dependent rRNA catabolic process; U5 snRNA 3'-end processing. The record is from RefSeq and is a predicted model, not a curated record. The transcript has 11 exons. The coding region runs from base 1 to 1665 and encodes 554 amino acids. NCBI's taxonomy places the organism in Eukaryota, Metazoa, Nematoda, Chromadorea, Rhabditida, Rhabditidae. Gene Ontology annotation, cellular component: cytoplasmic exosome (RNase complex); nuclear exosome (RNase complex).
AUGUCAUCAGAAGUGCUUCGUGGUAUUGAUCCUCGUGGAUAUGUGUCCACAUUUAUCAGAGAAGGGGUUUAUCCGGAUGGGCGGGGCCUCCUUGAUGAGCAAAAACUCGUUUUCAAGCAAAGCGAAUGCGGAGGUGUUGGCUCAUCCGUCGUGAGCACACAAGGAGUAACAGUUUCAUGCACAAUAGAAGCAUCAGUUUCACUCGUUAGUGAUGCCCCACUAGUUGAUAUUCAAAUAGAAUCUUCACAGCAACUAGCAGAGAAAGAUGCUGAAGAUUACAACAACCUGUUGCUAUCACUAUUCACGAACGAGUAUUUUAUUCGACGAGAAAAUCUGCGUUGUCUUGAUACUUCCGGGAAGACGCUGCCUCUGGAAUGGCAACUUCAUGUCACCCUCAAAGUAUUGAGCCUCGAAGGGAGUUUAUUGGAUGCAGCUGUGUGUGCUAUCGGCGCGGCGCUUGCUGAUACCAAACUCCCUUCAAUCGCUUUGGAUCAUGCAGAUACUGAUGAGUCCGCUAUCGAAAAAACACAGAUUCAAGCCGACUAUCGGACAGUUCAUAAAUUGAGUUUGGAGGAACCUCUCAUGUGCUGCUCCUUUGGAAUAUUUGUGGACAGCGGAGCUAAAAAGAACGAUGAAAUUCUUCUCUUAACUCCAACCCUCGAAGUCAUAGCUGUGUGCCGUUCUACUUGUUCUGUUGUUGUCGGCAAGAACGAUCUGAUGGUGCUGAUUCGAGAAAGAGGACGACUCAGUCAAUUCUCAUUGAUCAAGAUCGAAAUGCGUUACUUCGGAUCAUACAACAGAAACAAAGGCUUGUUCAAUGAAGGAAAGGACAUUAUGAUGUAUCAGCAAGCGAGAGACGAAGAGAUUGAGAGAAGAAAAGCAGCUAAACUCGAAGUGGAUUCAGAUACACAUGUUGGCCUAUGGCUACUUUGUCACCCAGACAACUCUGUGGCAGUUGCCAUGUUCAAUACGAUGCAUCGUUUGGCUGAGGAUCUCGUACUGGAAGUUACUCAUGAUGAUAUCAUUUCAUGGUUGGGGACGGCUAUUCGAUGCCAUCCUUCCAACCUUGUGCCACGUGGUGAAGCCAUGACUAUUCGUGAGAAGCAAACACUAUCGGCUGAUCCACGUGGAAGUGAUUGGAACGUUGGAGUUGGAAUCACUCAAACCUGCCUUCUGAUGCAAUACCUCGCAAGUUGUUCGCUCAACAAGAUCAGUGUCGAUGAGCGAGCGAAUGUGCUUUUCGCUCUCCUCCGCAUCUUCAGUGAUUCUAAUGAAAUCGCAACCUCACCACAUACUCGCAAAUUUGUACGUUGUAUUUAUUCGCCGAAUGUUCGUGUUGAACUCAUUGAUGCUUUUGCUUCGAUUUUCUUCCAACUCUCGACCGACGUUGCUACAAUGGCGAAUGCUAUUCGUACAAUGUGGAAAAUCACCGAAGACGAACCACUUGUGAUGAGAUUGACUGUCGAGAUCCUCAUGUGCCUGUGUCAGAGAUCAGAAGUCGUUUCCAACCUCCCAGAUUUCAAACUGGGUGACCAAAUGUACUGCAAGCAAGUGAAAAUGAUCAUUCUCGACUUGACAUCUGAUGCCCACGAUCAAGUUCCCGAUGUUCACCAGAAGGAUGAGCUUAGCAAUUUGGUCAACGAAGUGUUCAACUUGAAGAAGUGA